Pelobates fuscus (common spadefoot toad) is the source of this 8616-nucleotide messenger RNA. RefSeq names its product microtubule associated protein 2 (gene MAP2). NCBI's taxonomy places the organism in Eukaryota, Metazoa, Chordata, Amphibia, Anura, Pelobatidae. The coding region runs from base 341 to 6001 and encodes 1886 amino acids. Gene Ontology annotation, molecular function: microtubule binding. Gene Ontology annotation, cellular component: neuron projection. Gene Ontology annotation, biological process: microtubule cytoskeleton organization; neuron projection development. The record is from RefSeq and is a predicted model, not a curated record. The transcript is spliced from 17 exons.
GCAGAGAUCUAGGCAGAGAACCGGUGGAGAGAAGGGAGGGAGGGGGCUGAAUAAAGCAGAUCUCAGCCUGUGUAUUUUGCAGACAGCUAUUAACUAGUUCUGUGGCUACCUUCUUCCUAAGCACAGGCUUCAGCUGAAUUAAAACAAAGAGCAUUAUGGUCUAGUGCCAGAGAACAGAAGUUUUCGCCUGAUUCUUGGUUUUGUUCCGGUGUCCUGUCACCCUGUCCAUCUACAGCGUCUGGAUAAAGAGGUUCUUCAGGUUCUGUGAGUGUCUGUCACUUGCCUUUACAGCAAGGAUACCAGCCGUUACUUCAACAGGUUUCUGGUCAGGAGACAAAGCAUGACGGACAACAGACAAGAUGAGUCAAAGCCAUCUCCUUGGGCUCCUGGACAACAUACAGAGGCUUCGCCACUCCCACACACCACAGACAUGAAGGAACAAGGGGGAGCAGGAGAUGGGAUGGUCCACAGCUCCAACGGCAUUCCAUUCAGAGAGGCAGAAGAAAGAGGAUAUGGGGAGCGGGCUCUCCAAGCCUCACAUUCCACAAGCAAGGAGAAUGGCAUUAAUGGAGAAAUACCAUCUGCAGACUCUGAAACCGCAGAAGAGGUAUCUGCACGAAUAGUCCAAGUAGUAACUGCUGAUGCUGUAGCGGUCCUCCGAGGUGAACAGGAGAUGGAAGCCCAGCACAAAGGAGCCCCAGGACAACUACCCUUAGCUGUUGAAGAUAUGACCAACUUGCCUCCAUCGCCUCCCCCUUCACCUGCUUCAGAGCAGGCAGUCACAGUGGAGGAAGAAGAGAGAGUUAAGGGCCAUUUGACUGAGGAACAAGAAGAGAAAGCUCAGGAGGCAGAAAUCAGGUCAACCGAGCCCUCUAUACUGGUGCUUGGUGAAGACCAAGCAGUUUCAAUCUCUGAGGUCACACAACACCAUGAAGAAAGUGUUGUAAGCGAAAUAACUCCCGGAAAAAGCAAGGCAGAAUCUACUGCUAGCACGUUGCCUUCCUUGCCAGAGGAAGAUUUACUUACAGCCUCGAAGAUGGACACACAAGAAAAGUUGGCUUCAGUUCCUUUUUCUGUGAAAAGUGUAGACGAAGCUGAAGAUAAAUCAUCAGUUAAGAGUAUGACCCAUGAGGAACCAAAACAAGAUACCUCUUCUUUGUGUGCAUCUGAGAAGGAUGUGAAAAAAUCUGACUGGGAUGUCGAGGGGCUGUCGAGCACUGUGAUGGGAUCUGAAUCUUCAAACAUUAAUGCUUUUGCAGUAGAAUCGUGCCAUCCAACAUCUUCUGAUACUGAAAAACAAGAGAUAAAAGAAAUUCCAAAGAAUGGAAAAAAAGUAGAAGAUAGUAUGAUCCAGGAUUCCACAAAAGAUUCUUCUAUAAAAGAAAAAGAUGACCUUUCAACACGACAAGAAUGUAGCGAUGAUCCUUUCUAUGAUUAUUCUUCAAAUACAAGCGAAAUGUCUUCUGUGAUUAAGGAGGGGCAUGGUAUCAAAGAUGAACUUUCUUCACAUUCAUCAUUGACAUCCAUGGUUUCUGGUGACAAAGAUACUACAGAUGCGGUCAAACUAGAACCAUCUCAAACGGAGAUACCCAAAGGCCAUCCAGUGGAUAGCCACAGUGAGAUAGAUCAGAUUGAAGGUGAUACGUUCAGUACAGCUAGUGUGCUGCAGUCUGUGACAUCUCAAAAAACUCCUGCAGAUGAGCUAACUACCACAAUAGUUUUGAGUGAUGUGACUGAAAAAGACAACAUCAUGCAAAUAGAGGAAACAGAUAUGAAGCCUGAAACACAUAAAUCACAUUCUACCACUGACCCCCAAUUAGUCCAAGAGGAAGCUGCCUUUGACAAGUCUGCUGAUAAAGUAGAUACAAGUGAAGAAUCUGAUGUAAAGACUGUUGAAAGUGGGAUGGAUGAACCAAGGGGUCCAAGUGCUUGUAGCCCGUUAAGUGAACCGCUCUUCCCUGGUGACUAUGAUAUAGAGACAAAAUAUUCAUCAACUAAAGAUGAUUCAGAUUCAUUUAAAGAUGACAAGUCUAAACUUUCUGAAGAAAAAUCUUUUCCCCAACUUGACCAUGAGACCAAGGAACCAGUUGAACAUAAAAUGCAGCUUCAAGAAGACAAGUCUGGAAUGUCUACUUAUUUUGAGACUUCUGCUUUGAAAAAGGAAGAUGCAGAAAGUGAUAUUCAGCAAAGCAGUGACUACUAUGAGCUGACUGAUGUUAAGGAACCUGCAUAUGAAGCUGGCUCCAUUCCUCAUAUAGCAAAAGCUGAUGAUGAUGAAGAUAGCACUGACCUAGAACCCAUCGCUGAAGAAAAAGUUACUACCCCUGCUCAAGAAGUUGGAUAUAGUAUGCUUACAUCUGUGAAGCUACAAUCCAACAUUGCUAAAGGUGACAGGUUGUUUACUAUAGAUCCAAAUAUUUAUGCAGACAAAUCAGAAUUCCAGAGCAGAAAUAAGGAUGAUCUCACUCUUAGUCGAAGCUUAGGACUUGGGGGGAGAUCAGCCAUUGAACAGAGAAGUAUGUCAAUAAAUCUCCCUAUGUCGUGUCUUGACUCUAUUGCAUUGGGAUUUAGCUAUGCCCGUGCACAUGAUCUCUCACCCCUUGCAACAGAUAUAUUAUCUAAUACAAGUGGGAGUCUGGAUGAAGGUGAUGAAUGUGACUUACCAGCCACUACACCAUCUUUAGAGAAGGCACCUUCAUUCCCAGAAGAAUCAGAACAGGAAGAAGUGGAGGACCAUACAGAGACAGAAAAAAUCUCAGUAAAGGAAAGGUUUGAGCUUGAGCCAUUAUGUGAAUCUCAGUACCCAGCUAAAGAGUAUUACAAAAAUGGUACAAUUAUGGCACCUGAUCUUCCUGAAAUGUUAGAUUUAACUGGAUCACGGUCAAGGCUAGACUCAGGGAGUGGGGAAUCUGAAGCAGCUAGGAGAAAGUCUGAAGCAUCUGAGAUCAUUAUUGAUGAAAGUGCAGUUAUCCAACAAGCAAUUGUCCAUGACACUAGCCAACUUCUUGUAAAGACAGACAGUCAGCAGGAAGAACUGGGAUAUUGUGUUUUUAACAAAUACACUGUCCCUCUUCCCUCACCAGUUCAGGAUAGUGAGAGUUUAGCUGGAGGAAUGUCCACCCUUUACGAAGGCCAUGGUGUGGAUCCAUCAAUAAUAGAAGUCAAGUUAGCAGCAGCUGAAAAACUUGAAAAAGAAAGCCAAGACCUUCCUGGUGAACCCAUCACACCAGGGUGGGAGUCAGAAGUGGAUAAGAAAGCAUCAGAUAAUAAACUUGACACAGUUUUAGAAAAAAGCGAAGAACAAAUAGAUCUUAGGGAAAGUCCUGAUGAUACAGAUGUUCUUAUAUCCCAAACAGAAAACAGUGAGUCUGUUAGGCAAGCCACUAGUGAAGUGAAAAUAACAGAAAAGAUAGGUGAGAAGGGCACGGAGGAGCCAUGUGUUCCUGGAGAUGAUAAAAUAUCAUCACAGGAUUUAAUUGAUACAACUCCUUCAGAACCUAAAGAAAAAGAUACAGCUCUUAGUGUAGCACCAGAGACAGACAAAAAAGAAAUAUUUGAGAAAGAAGAGCCUUCAGAUCUUGAUACUGAGGUAUCUCCUAUUCAUGAGCAGCCCACUGAACAUACAAAGGCUGAGAUUAAGUCAGUAGAUGUGUGUAAGGAAGAACAUGUCCCCGAAGAUAAUGCAAAAGACAAUGAUUCCAGUAUGGUUAAAGAUACAACAGAAGUAGAUAAUGAUGGGAAUGAGGAUGCUGCCCUUCUGAAGGAUGGAGCCAAGCUUUCUGAAAUAGAUUUAAAAGAGAAAGGUGCAAAGCCAGACUUAGUUCAUCAAGAAGCGGUCGAUAAAGAAGAAUCCUAUGAAUCCAGUGGAGAGCCAGAACAACCACAAGAACCUGUACUAGAAGUGACCAAGGACACCCAGGCUGAAAAUGCCCAGAAGCCAGAUGCAAUAGAUAGCACCACUGAAGUUCCAGAGGAAACUUCUGAUGUUACUGUCUCUGUAAAACAUGAUGAAAUCAAACAGGACUUAACAGAAGAAGUGCAAAUGGAAGACAUAACUGAGCCUGAAGUUGAGAAAAAUAAAGAACCUCUGCUAGAAGAGCAAGUAAUUGAACAAGAGACAGAUGAACAGGUUGAAGAACAUUUUGAUAAUGAAGAACCGGAUGUAGAGGUAGUAGAGGAAGAGGUGAAAGAACCAGCACAGAAUAUACCAGAACAGGAGACUGUAGCUGAGUCAGUUGAUGACGAACCUGUGGUAGAAUGCACUGAAGAAGUGACAGGUGUCAUAGAGUCUGUUGUCACAGUUGAAGACGACUUUAUUAAAGUGGUCCAGACCACUGUGGAUGAGGGUGAACCAAUAGCACAUAGUGUACGCUUUGCAACUGCAGUACCUACAGAAGGUGAAGAGCAACCCUACACAGAAGAGGAAGCGGAAGAAGAAGAGGUCAGAGAUGAACCUAAAGAAGGGUCACCUUGCACCCCAGCAUCUCCAGAAAAAGAAGAAACCAUUUUUACUGAAUACAAGACUGAAACACAAGAUGAUUACAGAGAUGAGACAACAAUAGAUGACUCUGUACUGGAUACAGACAGUGCCUGGGUAGAUACACAAGAUGAUGAUAGGAGCAUUAUGACUGAGGCGAUAGAGGCCAUUCCUAAGGAAGAGAAGGUUGAACCAGAUGUGCAGCGACCAACUGUUGAGAGAUUUAGAAAGGAGAAGCCUUUAAAAUCUGGUCGAGGUCGAAUGUCUACUCCCGAGAGAAAGAUGACGAAACGGGAACCCAGCGCAACCUCCAGAGAUGAAGUGAGAAGGAAAAAAGCAGUACUUAAGAAAGCUGAAAUGUCUAAAAAGUCAGAUGUUCAACCUCACUCCCCAUCCAGGAAAAUUAUUUUAAAACCUGCCGUCAAGCAGUCUAGACCUGCUCAUCUGUCCUGCGUGAGAAGGAAGCCGGCAGCUGGGGGAGAACCACAACAGGUCCCUAGUGCACAUCGACAGUCUAAAGACAGGAUCAUGGAUGGCAUGAACAAGAGUCCAGAGAAACGCUCAUCCUUACCAAGGCCGUCGUCCAUACACCCCACCAGAAAAACAUUCCCUGCUGAUAAAGAGGAAAAUUCUUUCUCUACCAGCACAUCUGUGUCCUCUUCAGCCCGUCGCACUACGAGGUCUGAGCCAAUAUGGAGUCGAACAGGGAAGAGUGGUACUUCUACCCCAACCACCCCAGGUUCUACUGCUAUUACACCUGGGACACCGCCUAGCUAUGCUUCCCGAACACCAGGCACACCGGGUACUCCAAGUUACUCCCGUACACCUCGUACUCCAGGAACACCAAAAUCUGCUAUGUAUUUCUCUGAGAAGAAAGUCGCCAUCCUACGCACACCGCCAAAGUCUCCUGGAACACCCAAACAAAUGCGUGUCGCAAGCCAGCCUAUGCCAGAUCUGAAGAACAUUAGAUCCAAGAUUGGAUCCACAGACAAUAUUAAGUACCAACCUAAGGGUGGACAGGUUAAGAUCUUAAGUGAGAAGAUUGAUUUUAGUGAUGUACAGUCGCGUUGUGGCUCAAAAGAUAACAUCACUCAUAAUGCUGGGGGAGGAAAUGUCCAGAUUCAAAGCAAGAAGAUUGACCUUAGUCACAUCACUUCAAAAUGUGGAUCUCUGAAGAACAUACACCACAGACCAGGAGGAGGGCACGUGAGGAUCGAAAGUGUAAAACUGGACUUCAAGGAGAAAGCGCACGCAAAGGUUGGUUCACUUGAGAAUGCUCACCAUAUCCCCGGAGGUGGUCACAUUAAGAUUGACAGCCAAAAGCUGAGUUUUCGGGAAACAGCUAAGGCCCGUGUAGACCAUGGUGCAGAAAUCAUCACACAGUCUCCAGGUCGCUCCAGCCUUGCAUCCCCUCGCCGUCUCAGCAACGUGUCCUCUUCUGGAAGCAUCAACCUGCUAGAAUCCCCACAGCUUGCUACCCUAGCAGAAGACGUCACUGCAGCCCUGGCCAAACAGGGGUUAUGAAUGUGUUCUACCUUAGCAGUGUAUGAAGUAAACCACAAAUAUUAAUAAUAAUAAUAUGAAUACUGAUAUUUACGCAUGAGCUCUUGGCAGGAUUUGGACUCAGAGCAGGUGUCACAUCCAUUACUUUCAGAUCCUUCUACACAGCAAACAGAUGUUACCUUUACAAAAUACCUAUGUAUGUCAAGGUUUAUUCAUUACAUACAUAAUUGUUUCACUGUACGCCUUGAAAUUUACCCUACAGGCUACUGAGAGUGUGAAUAUCCUAUGAUAAUUUUAGAAAGGUUGGUUUGCUCGUUAGAAUUUGUCAUUGUUUAAGAAAACCAAACUUCACAUGUUAGGAUACCCCAAAGCAUCACCCAAGUUGCAAUCACCGCUCUUGGCUAGUCUUGCAUGGAGCCCUUAAAAUACUUGGUGUAAGUUCAACAUGUGCCUGCCAACCACUCAAACAAAGUUUGCAUUAGAGCCAUGUGCAGUCAGAGACUGCUCAUCUACCUGUCCAGUUCUGAUAGUGGUCCACUUCUUGUUCCAUCAAAAUCAACCCCUUAGGCUAAAAAAAACCCAUUGAUGCUUUCUGCUGUAAGGGAGCUACAAGUGAGACCUCAAAAAAGUCCAAUUUUCUUUUUUGAUAGCUUGAGAUUGGCCAUGCCUCUUUAAGGAGGACAGUGCCACCAAUCUAAGGAGGAUUUUGGAAUAAUUAUGGGGAAAUGAAGUUAAUAAGGAGCUGUUAAACUUAAAGCAUCUAUUUUAUGACUUGUCCCUGUAUAUUUGCUAGACUUGUAGCUGCUCUGUUGGCCUGCAUUGCUUUGCAGCUCAUCUCACUCGUUGAAGCAGCGGAGAUCAUGAAAAGAGAACGUAGCUUUGUGCAUAGGCAAACAUUUCCUCUCCCUUUUUUUCCACUCGUUUGAUACAGUAUUAUUAAUCUAGAUGUAUAUAUAUUUCUCUGUGGCCAUGUUUUCAUUCACUCUCCCAAACCCUUUCAUAUACUUGAAGAUUCCAUUUCUUAUUCACAGUAUCUGUGUCUAUUGCACCAUCUGGUAAAGCAAUUUUAGGUAGGCAUAAUUUAAUGUUAGGAAAGCUUCUCAUUUUUUUCCUAUAUAAAAAUAAAAACAAUGAAAAAAAAAUUACAUAUGUUUGAAUAAAAAGAAAAAAAAAGUAAACAGCAAAGCUCUUUAGCAUGAAUUUGCUCUGUUCAAGACCCUAGGAACCAUUGGCUGUCUUGGGUUCACUUUAAUUUUUAUGCUGGAAAGCUCCAAAACAAGGCGUUUUUGUGAAUGACUGUGCUUUUUGUCUUGCUCCUGAUUUUAAAUUAAGGGCUGUUGUACGAGUUGGUUUUUAAUCUUGAAGAUUACUCUUUCACAUAUCCCUUCAUGAGAUUCAACCAACAAGGUUUUGCCUGUUUUUUCCCUUUUUGCUAAAGUUGAACUUCAGACAUGCCUUUUUCUACUUACUGACCAUCACUAUGACUUCAUGCACUACUUAAUUUUCCAACAAUAUUUAUGACAUUUUAUAACCCAUUCUCGAGCAUUCUCCCCUUGCACAAAUCUAAGUAAUGUAGUGCAACAUCUACUUUAUAAUUAAUAUCUAAGCAUCUCCUUCUGUCAUUAGCCAGGUAACUAUGAGCUUAUAAAUAAUUAGGCUGAUGAGUAACGAGGAAAUAGAUUUCCAGAUCAAGUCUAAAUAUGAUAGACCACGACAUGCACACAUUCCAUCAAUUCACAAACUCUCCUACACUUACUGAAGUCAUCUUCUCAACCAUGUUGCAUUUGUCACAAAUAUUUAAUAUUUAUUAUGGUGAAGAUCAGACACACAUUCAGUGAGCGAAAGGUUUAGUCAACCAGCGGUAAAUUAAAUAUGCAGUAGGUAAGUAUAUGGUUUUUGUAUAUUACAUAAAUUAAUCAAGUUGAGCCCUGUUUGUGUCAACAAUUACAAUUAACUAGUCAAAAGAGGUCUAGCUUCGUUAGCGUAGCAAAUAAUUCAGCCUUGAGGAUUAUGAUUUGGGUACAUUCUUCAUCGACUAACCUUAUUAUGGUUAAAAAUAUUAGUACAGGAAGGAGAUGUUUUAACAAGUCUAUGUAAAUUAUUUUAAAGAUAGUCACCAAAUAGCUUAUUCUAAUAUAAUUAGACUGUACAGGAAUAUAUAUUAACAAUCAUUACUCUCUCCCUUUCUUCUUUGUAGCUGUAACCUAAUUUGUCAUUGCUGGAAUUAAUAUAUUUUAUUGAGCCAACAUAAUUGAGGUACUUUGGACAUUGCUUAAAAUGUCUUAGGAAACAAUCUAAUCUAUGUAGCAUCUUUAUCAAUUACAGAAAUGUUGUUGGGAGAUGCUAGUCUUAUUUAGACAUUCUUUAUGUCAUAUUAUACAUUGUUACUGAGGAAGAGAUGGGAUUAAAUCUAGUUCUUGUAGGUGACCUCACACAUCCAAUGUUCCAAGUGCCAUAUAACACCAAUGGUCCUCUUCUUUAAGUCAAUGUUUGGAGUAAAACUUUGAAUGUGCAUAAUUAUAAAGGACACCUGCCACGUAGUGUGCUACAUACUUAGUUUCAUAGUACUAUUGAUCAUGUGGACUAGUGAAAUAAUUCGGAUUUUCAGCUAGUCUCACAAGGCCAGAGAUGGUAUU